This is a messenger RNA of Strongylus vulgaris, 414 nucleotides long. The record is from the annotation of a GenBank genome assembly. NCBI's taxonomy places the organism in Eukaryota, Metazoa, Nematoda, Chromadorea, Rhabditida, Strongylidae.
AUGGUGCAUACGGCAAGAUUCGACGAUGCUAUCAACACCAUUAAUGAGCACUUGGACGCCUACUCGAAUGCUGCAAAACUGGUCCAAGAUUCAGAACAGUUGCGAUUGAUCGUGCAAACAAUCCUUGCCCUACUCAAUCAUCUGAACGGCUCAACUAUGUCCGAAAAAGUGGUCGGCGGAUUUUGCACAAGCCAACUGGCGGAGAUAUGUUCGUCACCUAUCGCUGGCGAAUCUUCGCUUCUACAAACAAUUGCAACGUUCAUUCGCGAUCGAGCACCGCAUGCGACUGAUGUGACUGAUUUGGUAGAACCGUUGAAAAAAGCUGCUGAAGGUAAUUAUUUCGCUAUAUGGUACAGUCAAUCAUUUAUGUUGCAUUUACGGUUCCACUUACAACCUGUGAACCAAAAAUUAUAA